UCAGUAGCAUGUAGCGUCGAUCAGCACUUACUAUUCUGGAUGAAGCGAGAUAUAACACGUAGUUGGCUGUCAGACUGACGUCGGUGCUCCGGUUAUCACUUUGCCCCGGGAAGAGAAAAUAAGGAGUUUUUUUCGGGCGAAUCGCGCGUCGGAAUGAAUUUCCAGGACUUUGACCACACAGCAGCUCGUAAAGUGGAGUAGAAACCCGCUGCAACGUUUUACCAAAUAGGACCGAAGACUUGCAAAAGUCUUGCACGGAUUCAUCUUUCAACCGUUUUGUUGAAACGAAUAGUAAACAUGAUCUGACGUUUUUUUAGUAAUAACGUGACUUUGUUGUCAGUUUGCUGCUGCCGUUUCCUAAUUUAUGGCGUUUGACUCCUAGGCGAUGUGAACGGUAUUUAUAAAUCAUUGAACUGCAUGUCUCCCAAUUGGUGAACACAAGAUAACUGUCCCACUGGACGAGGAUUUGUACCAUGGCAACUCGGAUUGGAAUAAUCUUUCUUUUUCAAGUCUAUGUAAACAAUUGUCCUCUGUACUGAUAAAGUGAUGGGUCCGCAGCACAGAAGACAUCGAUAACCUCUAUGUCAGCACGUGUUUUACCCUCCUGAUCUUUCUCAGUUGUCAUUCUAUUUUAUGUUUAAGCUUUUUUCGUUUCUACAAUGGAAACGGUCGUAUUGAAGUUGCAACGCUCAUCGUUAAUCUGAGCACCACCAUCAGAGCGACUCGUUUAUCUUCCCGAGACUCUGUUGUAAGGACAGUCAUGUGGGGCCCUGCGCCACCAUCCCUGCAGGUCGCCGUAAAAGUCCUGAAACACGCCGCUGUCAAAGGACAGAUCCAGCUGAACCGCUGGCUCCAGAGACCCUCCCCGGACGAGUGCGAUAAAAUUGACCUCUUGAUAUGCAACACCUUUGACGAGAGAGGAGGCGCCGUCGGCAAGUCUGAUGGAGACCCGGAGAGCAUCGUUGACACUGGCGUGUCAUUCACCGGUGGCGCCACCAACAGGGAGUUCAGACACCAGUGUUGUAUUACCACGUGUUGCUUCAAGAGCAGCCUCCUGGCAUGCAUUCUGACAGCUGUGUGCUUCUCCUCCGUGGCUCUAGUCCGACAGUACCUCAAGGACCUUCUUCUCUGGGUGGAGAGCUUGGACAGCCUGGUUGGAGCCUUGCUGUUCAUAGUUGGUCUGAUCAUUGUGUCCUUCCCAUUCGGCUGGGGGUACAUCGUACUGAACGUGGCUGCGGGAUACCUCUACGGCUUCGUGCUGGGUAUGGGACUGGUGAUGGUGGGGGUGCUCAUAGGUACCUUCGUGGCUCACCUGGUGUGUAAGAGACUGUUGACGGACUGGGUGGUCAACAAGGUGGGGAACUCUGAGCAGCUCAGUGCUGUAAUACGGGUGGUGGAGGGGGGAAGUGGACUCAAGGUGGUGGCCUUAGCGAGACUUACACCCAUUCCCUUUGGACUCCAGAAUGCAGUGUUCUCAAUCACAGACGUGUCGUUGCCAAACUACCUGGUGGCGUCGUCAGUCGGCCUGCUGCCCACACAGCUCCUAAACUCCUACCUGGGCACCACGCUGCGCACCAUGGAGGACGUCAUCGCAGAACAGAGCAUCAGCGGAUACCUGGUCUUCAGUCUACAGAUCAUCAUCAGUAUAGGUCUGAUGUUCUACGUGGUCCAUCGGGCCCAGGUGGAGCUGAAUGCGGCCAUCGCUGCCUGUCAGAUGGAGCUGAAGACAUCACACAUGAACGGCACUUCCACCAAUCACAGCGGCUUCACGUACUGCAGCAAGAGGGCGUCGGCCGGGGGUGGGAUCAUCAACGUGGUCUGAUUAAUGUGUCAAAACCCUGAUUGGACACGAGCAAAUGGGAUCAAAAUGAACACUGAUUGGCCAGUAGAGCAGAUCUGAUAUCUUCCACGACGAGGAGGACCUACCAAAUAGCGACGCUGAUUGUGUGAAUCUAUGGGGCUUGUAGCUGCAGCUGAGGGCUGCCAGGUGUUUAGUAUUCAGGUACAGUGGUGUUGUCAUCACAGACUUAGCUACAACCUGAACACUCUAUGCAGCACAGCUCACCAUUUAGAUCUCAAUGAGACCAAGGGCUUCUCUUCUACAGUGUGAGACCAGGGGCUAAGGGCUUCUCUUCUACAGCGUGCGACCAGGGGCUAAGGGCUUCUCUUCUACAGCGUGGGACCAGGGGCUAAGGGCUUCUCUUCUACAGCGUGGGAACCAGGGGCUAAGGGCUUCUCUUCUACAGCGUGGGACCAGGGGCUAAGGGCUUCUCUUCUACAGCGUGGGACCAGGGGCUAAGGGCUUCUCUUCUACAGCGUGGGAACCAGGGGCUAAGGGCUUCUCUUCUACAGCGUGGGACCAGGGGCUAAGGGCUUCUCUUCUACAGCGUGGGAACCAGGGGCUAAGGGCUUCUCUUCUACAGCGUGAGACCAGGGGCUAAGGGCUUCUCUUCUACAGCGUGGGAACCAGGGGCUAAGGGCUUCUCUUCUACAGUGUGAGACCAGGGGCUAAGGGCUUCUCUUCUACAGUGUGGGACCAGGGGCUAAGGGCUUCUCUUCUACAGCGUGGGAACCAGGGGCUAAGGGCUUCUCUUCUACAGCGUGGGAACCAGGGGCUAAGGGCUUCUCUUCUACAGCGUGGGACCAGGGGCUAAGGGCUUCUCUUCUACAGCGUGGGAACCAGGGGCUAAGGGCUUCUCUUCUACAGCGUGGGACCAGGGGCUAAGGGCUUCUCUUCUACAGCGUGGGACCAGGGGCUAAGGGCUUCUCUUCUACAGCGUGGGAACCAGGGGCUAAGGGCUUCUCUUCUACAGCAUGGGAACCAGGGGCUAAGGGCUUCUCUUCUACAGCGUGGGACCAGGGGCUAAGGGCUUCUCUUCUACAGCGUGGGAACCAGGGGCUAAGGGCUUCUCUUCUACAGCGUGGGAACCAGGGGCUAAGGGCUUCUCUUCUACAGCGUGGGUGCUAUGCUCUAUGUUGACCUCAUUUAUAAUGAUGUCAAAAGGAAGAAAUGGUUUAGCAUACACUACGGGGCCUUUUUUCUAUUGGUUCGUUUUCUUGUUUUUCUCUCACCAUAAGAAGCAGUACGCCAACGUGUUGAUCCUGCUCUGUUACUGGGGUAGAGGCUUACGGAACCAUGCGUCAUCAUUACGUAUGGUUUAAUGAUGACGUAUGGCUUAAUGAUGCGGUAUGGCUUAAUGAUGACGUAUGGCUUAAUGAUGAGGUAUGGCUUAAUGAUGAGGUAUGGCUUAAUGAUGACGUAUGGCUUAAUGAUGAUGUAUGGCUUAAUGAUGAUGUAUGGCUUAAUGACCAAAGCUGAGGGGGUCACCACAACAGAGGCACAACCUGGCUGGUCACAAAUGGCCCCCUAUUCAAUAUGCACUACUGUAGAGCCCUAUGGUUCCUGGUCAAAAGUAGUGCGCUAUAUAGGGAAUCCCUGUCUGCCUGUCAGAUGUACAAUAUGCUAAUAAUAUGUGUGUAAAGUAGGAGGAGUUUGUUGUGUUCUGUUUCCAUGUUCCAUCCAAACUUCCCAUGCAAAUGAUAGCUGUUUUAGUUACCAACAAUUUUUGGGGGGUUAAUUCAUUGUUUUUUGUAAAUUAUUUUUUGCAUUUUUUAUGUUGUUUUGUAAAAUAGUAAAGGGCAUUAUUUGGAUAGGUUUAUCAGUCUGUAGUUGAAUUCUGUUUAAUUGUGCCUUAUUGCUUAGAAUAGAGAGAGACAGAGGUCUCUGUUGGUGUUACCAAGCUAGGAGUACUGGAGUUCAUUAGGUACCAAACGGGGAGGGACUAAACUUGUGCAGAAGUUUGUGAGAAAUGUGAUGACGGGACUAUAUUGAUAUUAACGGGCAGAAUCACAACUUGUCCAAUAAGAAACAAUUGUUUUCACGGGAGCAGGUCCGCUUUGGCCGAAGGGAGCAGGUCGGCUUUGGCCUGGCUGGCCAAUUGGAGCAGGUCGGCUUUGGCCUGGCUGGCCGACGGGAGCAGGUCGGCUUUGGCCUGUUCUGUCUGUCAGUUGAUCAUUUUAGCGACCCUGCAGUUCUGACAGGAACAGAUGGAAAGGAGAGACAUUCUCAGCAGGAGAUGUUGUAAUGUUCUGCUAAGGAACCCUGAGUACAGCUUGGUCUGAUUUACUGUAGGCUAGCUAGCUACCAUUCUGAUUUACUGUAGACUGGCUAGCUACCAUUCUGAUUUACUGUAGACUGGCUAGCUACCAUUCUGAUUUACUGUAGGCUAGCUACCAUUCUGAUUUACUGUAGGCUAGCUAGCUACCAUUCUGAUUUACUGUAGACUGGCUAGCUACCAUUCUGAUUUACUGUAGGCUAGCUAGCUUCUGAUUUACUGUAGACUGGCUAGCUACCAUUCUGAUUUACUGUAGGCUAGCUAGCUUCUGAUUUACUGUAGACUGGCUAGCUACCAUUCUGAUUUACUGUAGACUGGCUAGCUACCAUUCUGAUUUACUGUAGGCUAGCUAGCUUCUGAUUUACUGUAGACUGGCUAGCUACCAUUCUGAUUUACUGUAGGCUAGCUAGCUUCUGAUUUACUGUAGACUGGCUAGCUACCAUUCUGAUUUACUGUAGACUGGCUAGCUACCAUUCUGAUUUACUGUAGACUUGCUAGCUACCAUUCUGAUUUACUGUAGACUGGCUAGCUACCAUUCUGAUUUACUGUAGGCUAGCUAGCUUCUGAUUUACUGUAGGCUAGCUAGCUUCUGAUUUACUGUAGGCUGGCUAGCUAGCUUCUGAUUUACUGUAGGCUGGCUAGCUAGCUUCUGAUUUACUGUAGGCUGGCUAGCUAGCUUCUGAUUUACUGUAGGCUGGCUAGCUACCAUUCUGAUUUACUGUAGGCUGGCUAGCUACCAUUCUGAUUUACUGUAGGCUUGCUAGCUUCUGAUUUACUGUAGGCUAGCUAGCUUCUGAUUUACUGUAGGCUAGCUAGCUACCAUUCUGAUGUACUGUAGGCUGGCUAGCUACCAUUCUGAUUUACUGUAGACUGGUUAGCUUCUGAUUUACUGUAGGCUAGCUAGCUUCUGAUUUACUGUAGACUGGUUAGCUUCUGAUUUACUGUAGGCUAGCUAGCUUCUGAUUUACUGUAGGCUGGCUAUCUACCAUUCUGAUUUACUGUAGACUGACUAGCUACCAUUCUGAUUUACUGUAGGCUAGCUAGCUUCUGAUUUACUGUAGACUAGCUAGCUUCUGAUUUACUGUAGGCUGGCUAGCUACCAUUCUGAUUUACUGUAGGCUAGCUAGCUUCUGAUUUACUGUAGGCUAGCUAGCUUAACCAUUCUGAUUUACUGUAGAAAACAAUGUUCUAUUGUGAGGAUAGCUGUAGAUUAGCCUGGCUACAGAGCUGUUCGACUGUACACUUCGCCCUAAUAAAAAAACGAUUUUCUACUGUGAGUAAAAAGGAUAGCUGUUUAAGUCUCUAGUCUGCUUCAGAAAAUCCUACAACUAUUUAUUAACGUUCUCCUUGCAUCCACCAAACCCUGAUUCGUCCGUCGGGCUGACAAAUGGUGAAGCACGAAACAUCACUCUUAAUUAAGAAAGCGUUUCCACUGCUCCAGAGUCCAAUGGGGGCUUGACACCACUUCAGCCGACGCUUGUCAUUGCGUAUGGUGAUCUUAGGCUUGUGUGCGGCUGCUCGGCCAUGGAAACCCAAGCUCUUGACGAACAGUUCUUGUGCUGAUGUUGCUUCCAGAGG
This is a messenger RNA of Oncorhynchus kisutch (coho salmon), 5693 nucleotides long. Its product is annotated as transmembrane protein 64. The coding region runs from base 761 to 1822 and encodes 353 amino acids. NCBI's taxonomy places the organism in Eukaryota, Metazoa, Chordata, Actinopteri, Salmoniformes, Salmonidae. Gene Ontology annotation, biological process: regulation of cytosolic calcium ion concentration; positive regulation of bone resorption; positive regulation of osteoclast differentiation. Gene Ontology annotation, cellular component: endoplasmic reticulum. The record is from RefSeq and is a predicted model, not a curated record. The transcript has 3 exons.